GACCAAUAAAAAACAUCCUUAAAAAAAAACAAAACACUAAGAAUGUCUUCGAAGCAGGACGAGGUUGUCGUGUUGGACUUCUGGGUGAGCCCAUUUUGCAUGAGGGUGAAGAUUGCGUUGGAAGAGAAAGGCGUUGUGGGUUAUGAGUUGAAGGAGGAAAACUUGCUUAGUGGGAAGAGUGAUCUUCUCUUGAAAUCCAACCCUAUUUACCAAAAAGUCCCUGUGUUAUUGCACAAUGGGAACCCCAUUGUUGAGUCCACCAAUAUUGUUUACUACAUUGAUGAGGCUUGGCCCUCCUCCCCUUCUUUGCUCCCUUCUUGCGCCUAUGGCCGGGCCCGGGCUCGGUUUUGGGCCGACUUCGUUGAGAAAAAGGUAUUUGAUGCUGGUGCUGCAAUAUGGGGAGGCAAAGGGGGAGAGAUAGAGGCUGCCAAGAAUGAAUUCAUAGAGGUCAUAAAGAAGCUGGAGGGAGCUCUAGGGGAGAAGGAUUACUAUGGCGGCGACACGUUUGGGUUCGUGGACGUCAUCGCCAUCCCCCUGACAUCCUGGUUCCCAACCUACGAGAGAUUCGGAGGGUUUAAGGUGGAGGAAGAGUGCCCAAGGUUUGCUGGUUGGAUGAAGAGAUGCCAGGACAGGGAGAGUGUUGCCAAGGCCCUUCCUGACCCGGAAAAGGUCUACGAGUUCGUUAUCAGGCUCAGGAAAAUGCGUGGGAUUGAAUAGGAAAAAGAUAAAUAAUACGAGGGGGAUUGAUAAAGUUCGAAUAAGUCUGUAUGGUCGGUCUGGUGGUGGAGAUACCGAAUGCUAUUAAAGCUAGCAAAGGGGUUUUGCUAGCUUUCAAUAUGACUUUGGUUUCUCAAAUAAUAAUUAAUAAUGGGGUGGUGUGGCUGGCUGGCUGCAUGGGUUGUUGUUUGGUGUUUAGUGAGUUGCAUGUUUUGUUGUUUGGACUUGGUGUGGUUGUCUUUUAUUGUUUGAUGUACGAGGAUAUCAUCUCCUUUCCCUUUGUUCUCUUUUCAUGUAUGUACGUGAUGAGAAGAUAGAGGGGAAUACUCGAAAAGAUCUACACGAGAAAAUUAAUCUUAGCUUGUAAAAUAAUAUUAA
Messenger RNA from Ipomoea nil (Japanese morning glory), 1095 nucleotides. RefSeq names its product glutathione S-transferase U25-like. Gene Ontology annotation, molecular function: glutathione transferase activity. The transcript is spliced from 2 exons. Gene Ontology annotation, biological process: glutathione metabolic process. Gene Ontology annotation, cellular component: cytoplasm. The coding region runs from base 43 to 717 and encodes 224 amino acids. Lineage: Eukaryota; Viridiplantae; Streptophyta; Magnoliopsida; Solanales; Convolvulaceae. The record is from RefSeq and is a predicted model, not a curated record.